Molecule: messenger RNA, 1479 nt
Organism: Lolium perenne
Lineage: Eukaryota; Viridiplantae; Streptophyta; Magnoliopsida; Poales; Poaceae
Source: RefSeq, a predicted model, not a curated record
AUGGUGUGCGUUCUGGUAGUCGUGGACUUCGAGAGCGCCUCGGGAGCUCGACGCGUGGAGGUGCUGAAGCCGGCACUGCCGGGCUAUCCUCGGCGGCACUGCCGCUCGCCCACGCUGCCGCAAGCGCCGCCCCUGCUCCCGCCGGUCAAACGCCUGAGCCCAACCACCCAGGGCUGCCGCGCCACCAGGCCCACCUCGCCCUACGCCCAGCUUCGCUCAACGCCGCCGCUCGCCCUGCGCUCCACCACCAGCAGCCCCGCCCCGAUUGGCCGCAUCACCAGCGCGCAGCGCCGCCACCAUCCGCUCCAUCAGCCGCCACCGCCGCCGCUCGCCACACCACGCGCCCUUGCUCGCCAACAAGGCUGCAUGCCCACCACCCGAUCAACACCUGCUCCUCCACGCACAAGCCCCGCGAGCGCCACCACCAGGGAUCGAUCCCGCGCGCACAGCAUCCGCUUCCGCCCCUGCUCCGCUUGGUCAACCCGCCGGCCUCCAAAUCGAUUCACUCGCGCGCAGCAAGCAGCAACAGCACGCGCGCCUCCUCCAUUUGAUUCCCAAGAUCCACGCCUCGCGCUAGCUCACGCAGAAAUUCCAGAACCGGCACUGCCGGGCCGAUCUGACCGGCACUACCGGCCACAGCACCACGGCACUGCCGCUCGGAACAUACCGGCACUGCCGCCCCUGUAUAUUUCCGCACAUUCGUGUUGUUCAUCCGUGUUCUUCCCGAGCGGGUCACCUCAACAACCACCACCUGCCCGCUCCUUCGACCCGCAGCGCAGGACCUCACCCGCUCGACCUCACCUGCCUCCUAUCGCGCGCAGCCACCUGCAGCUCGAGCUCCACCCCACGCGCGCCCGCCCAGCAGCACCCACCGCCGGCCAAAGCCGCGCCACCCUCCUGCUCCUCACGCCGAGCGCGCGCUCGCCCCGCCCUUGCCUGAGCCGCUCCCGAUUGCUUGCCCACGCGCAGCUGCAGCUCGCUUCCGCCGCCGCGCGCACGCAGCCGAACCGCCCCGCGCGCAUCAACCACCGCCCGGCUCACGUCCCACGCCACCUCCCUCGCCCCACCGCGCGCAAGCUCCGGUCGCCGGCUUCGCUCCCUCCAUGCGCUAGGCCGCGAGCAGCACCACCGGGCGGUGCGUGCCCGCCCCACCUUGGCCCUGCCCGGCUCGCCCUCGACGCGCUCCUCGCAACCGAGCCGCCGCUCCCACUGGACAGCUGCUCGCGCCGUCGCGCGCCUACCGGCCAGGCCGCAGCCUCCGGCUCUACCCGCUCCGUUCCCACCCACGCGCACGCGCCCGCGUUUGAUCCAUCACAGCAACCACCGCUUGAUGCCCAGCUGCUGCAACCAACGCGCAGCGCCAUCCGCUCUGCUCAAUUCCUGCUAAAUUUCAGUUCCCCAUCCACGCACAUUUCCAACCGAUUCCCAAUUUUGAUUUUCCAAAAAAAAAAAAAAUCCUACCGGUACUACCGGAGCUGA